UUAACAUCACGGCUCUCACUCUCUCUCUCUGCCAAUCUCAGAGACUCGUUCAGAGGCGAGACAACAAAACCAUCACCUUCUCCCUUUUAACCUUUCACACCUACACGUACGGAGAGCUUCCUGUACUUCCUCGCAAGUUCGAGCUCCGUACUCAAAUUGAAGAAGAAGAAGAAAUGAAAACCCUAAUUUCGCUUUGAAUCGGAGGAGCUCUUUCACUUCCGCUCCAUGACCAGCUUCUAAGCUCGAAUUCCGAGCAAUGUCAGUCGCGGAGCUCAAAGAGCGCCACGUGGCGGCGAGCGAGACCGUCAACUCGCUCAGGGAGCGCUUGAAGCAGAAGCGAGCCUCGUUGCUCGACACAGAUGUCGCUGGGUAUGCAAAGUCUCAGGGGAAGACUCCACUCACUUUUGGCCCCACCGAUCUCGUUUGCUGUAGAACCUUGCAAGGUCAUACAGGAAAGGUAAGAUACUUACACAUACAUAUACGUAAUACAUAUACAUCAUAUGCUUUCUGUGCUUGUGUGGUUUGUUGUAAAAAUGAGCUUCUUUUGAAUGCACUUUCAUAUGGGUUAAUGGAAUUGUUGGGCAUUGGUAGUUUGAAGUGUGCUAUUCAGAAUAAAAUGCUAAUUUUUUUAGAUUUUGAGUAUGUGAACUUCGUACUAGUGGGGUUUGACAAGUUUGGAGCGUGUCGACUAUUUUUUGAGAGGGAAAUCAUGCCUAACAAAAUGUCCACAAAAGCACUAGAUGCUUUAUUUAGCAAGUUAAGAAUUAAAUUAAUGAUUCCCACUUUGAAAUUAUUGGAAAAUAGAUUUGGAACUGGCUCAGAUGAUGGAACUUGCAGGUUAUUUGACAUCAGGACUGGGCACCAACUCCAAGUGUAUCAUCAGCAACAUGGUGAUAAUGACUACCCGCCUGUGAAAACCAUUGCAUUCUCAAUAUCAGGAAGGCUUCUUUUUGCUGGAUACACAAACGGUGAUUGCUAUGUAUGGGAUACUUUAUUGGCAAAGGUGGUUUUGAACUUGGGAUCCCUCCAAAACUCACAUGAGGCCCAGAUUAGCUGUUUGGGUUUGUCAGCUGAUGGAAGUGCCUUGUGUACAGGAAGUUGGGAUACAAAUUUAAAGAUAUGGGCGUUUGGAGGCCAUAGGAAAAUAAUUUAAGCCUAUUAGGGAGCAGACAUCUCCUCUUUGUAUCCUGAAUUUCAGCUUCUCUCAGACCCACGGUUCUUGAUGCCUCUCAUAGUAUAUCCUUUGUACCUUUCUGUGUUGUUGAUGAAGAUACUGGGUAUGAGAAUCUAGAAUCCUCUAAUGUGUUGCUUGUUGUAACCCACUCAUUGGAAAAACUGACAAUUUUAAUAUUGAGCAAAAGAUACAUAUACAUUUCGUGAGAACUCGGGCGUGAGAAACCUCCUCAUCUGCUCUUUGCCUGAAUA
Messenger RNA from Prunus avium (sweet cherry), 1425 nucleotides. NCBI's taxonomy places the organism in Eukaryota, Viridiplantae, Streptophyta, Magnoliopsida, Rosales, Rosaceae. The record is from RefSeq and is a predicted model, not a curated record.